Messenger RNA from Carya illinoinensis, 429 nucleotides. RefSeq lists its product as uncharacterized. The coding region runs from base 1 to 429 and encodes 142 amino acids. NCBI's taxonomy places the organism in Eukaryota, Viridiplantae, Streptophyta, Magnoliopsida, Fagales, Juglandaceae. The transcript is spliced from 2 exons. The record is from RefSeq and is a predicted model, not a curated record.
AUGGAAUCUGAGAAGAGGGGUGGCAAAGGUAGACCUGAACGACAAAUGAAAGCAUUCAAACAGCUUAUAGAUGACUGCUACUUAAUUGACUUGGGGUAUGAGGGACAUCCAUUCACUUGGUUCAAUGGAAGUGAAGCCCAACACUCUGUCAGUGAAAGGCUUGAUAGAUAUUUAGCAAAUCAAAAGUGGCUAGAUUGUUUCCAGAAUUAUACAGUUGUGCAUAGGAUGGCAGCCUACUUUGACCACCUCCCAAUUAUCUUAUAUUCAAGCAAUGAAAAGAUAAGUACAAGAGGCAAGCUGUUUAGGUUCGAGGCCAUGUGGGCUGAGGAUGAGGACUGUGAGAGAGUUGUAGCUAACUCAUGGAAGGGCAAAACAGGUGAUAACCCCAUGAACAGUUUCAACAAGUUGAGGCCUGUUCUCAAAGCUUAA